GGCUUUGCAGCUCGCCACGCCUCGUUUAUUCUCAAUAGUUGUCGGAGCCUCGGGUCACUCGCUACUCGUCGUGAGGCAUCUUCCACUCCCUUUCUUUCUCUCUCUCUGUCUCCCUGUCCUCCACCUUCUCAGGCUCGAGCAUCCUUUUUUGCAAAGGCUGAGAAAACAGUGGACCGCGAAACAGCUCGAAUACUCGAGGUCGUCUGAGCUCUGCAUUAUCCGAGGCAGGAAAACAAACGCAAGUCUUUUCUCCUCAAAAGUUCUCGACUCAAAAUCCGAACAUGUCCGGCGAAGACGCACCCGCCCAGCAGCAAAAUGCCGAGGAGCAGAAGCAGCAGCAGCAGCAGCAAGAAAGCAAGACGCCCGCCGAGUCCCCCAAAACCGAGAGCAAGCCAGACCCACCGCCCAGCAGCGCCUCCACCGAGGCCGCUGCCGCCGACACCCCAGCGCCCGCCGCGGAGAAAGCCCCAGAGGAGGACACGUUCAGCUACCGGGCUCUGGUGCUCACCGGCUACGGCGGCUAUGAUAAGGUGAAGCUCCAAGUGAAGAAGGGGAAGCCAGCUCUCAAGAGCGGCGAGGUGAUGGUGCGCGUGAAAAUGUGCGGGCUGAACUUCGCAGAUCUUAUGGCGAGACAGGGUCUGUAUGACCGGCUCCCGUCCCCGCCGGUAACCCCGGGCAUGGAGUGCUCCGGGAUCAUCGAGGCUGUCGGUGAAGACGUGACUGACAGAAAAGUGGGUGAUAAGGUCCUGGUUCUGAACCGGAGCGGUAUGUGGCAGGAAGUAGUAGUGGUGGCGACCACACACACCUUCCUUAUGCCAGAGGGCAUGAGCUUUGAGGAGGCGGCGGCACUUCCUGUCAAUUACAUCACCGCCUACUUGAUGCUCUUCGACUUUGGGCACCUGCGUCCAAACCAGAGCGUGCUCAUCCAUAUGGCUGCAGGUGGGGUGGGUAUUGCUGCCACUCAGUUGUGUAAAACGGUGAAUGAUGUCACCGUGUUUGGCACCGCCUCGGCCAGCAAGCACGAGGUCAUCAGCCAGGGCGGAGUCACGCACACCAUUGACUACCGGACACGUGAUUAUGUGGAGGAGAUCCGUAAAAUCAGCCCCAAAGGAUUGGAUAUUGUUCUGGAUCCUCUGGGAGGCUCUGACACCCAUAAGGGCUACAACCUGCUGAAACCAAUGGGGAAGCUCGUCAGCUACGGUGCCGCUAACAUGUUGGCAGGUCAGAAGAAGAACCUGUUUGUGGUGGCUAAGACCUGGUACCAGCAGUUCUCCGUACAUACCCUGAGCCUGAUCCAGGGAAACCGCUCGGUGUGUGGAUUUCACCUGGGGUACCUGGACUCUGAGACCGAGCUCAUCGCUCAGGCCAUGGCAGCCGUUAUGGACCUGUACAGACAGGGCAAGAUCAAGCCCCGAAUUGACUCCACCUACCACCUAGAACAGGUGAAUGAAUGAGUGUCAGACGAGAGCUGAUGUGUU
Messenger RNA from Cyprinus carpio (common carp), 1478 nucleotides. Its product is annotated as synaptic vesicle membrane protein VAT-1 homolog. NCBI's taxonomy places the organism in Eukaryota, Metazoa, Chordata, Actinopteri, Cypriniformes, Cyprinidae. The record is from RefSeq and is a predicted model, not a curated record. Bases 282 to 1454 code for a protein of 390 amino acids. The transcript has 5 exons. Gene Ontology annotation, molecular function: zinc ion binding; oxidoreductase activity.